AGCGUGCCACCCCUCCUCUGCCGAGGGUGGAAACCCCGUGCGGGCCGGCGCGGCGCUCUUUCGGGGAGCCGCCAUUCCGCGAGCAGGUCGCUGGUGAGGCCUCGUUCCGCCGCGGCGCGUGGUGCCUGGGCCCGCCGCCCCUCACCGCCUCGCCAUGCAGAUCUUCGUGAAGACCCUCACGGGCAAGACCAUCACCCUCGAGGUUGAGUCUUCUGAUACAAUAGAAAAUGUAAAGGCUAAGAUCCAGGAUAAGGAAGGAAUUCCUCCUGAUCAGCAGCGAUUGAUUUUUGCUGGUAAGCAGUUAGAAGAUGGACGCACACUGUCCGACUACAAUAUUCAAAAAGAAUCAACUCUUCACCUUGUGCUGAGACUUCGUGGUGGUGCUAAAAAAAGAAAGAAGAAGUCUUACACUACUCCCAAGAAGAACAAACAUAAGAGAAAGAAGGUUAAGCUUGCUGUGCUCAAGUAUUACAAGGUGGAUGAGAAUGGCAAAAUCAGUCGUCUACGCCGAGAGUGCCCUUCUGAGGAGUGCGGAGCAGGAGUCUUCAUGGCUAGCCACUUUGACAGGCACUACUGUGGCAAAUGCUGUCUGACAUACUGCUUCAAUAAACCAGAAGACAAGUAAAUGUACUAGACAAUAAAAAUCUGAAGUUCUUUAUGGUUUAA
This is a messenger RNA of Dromaius novaehollandiae (emu), 666 nucleotides long. RefSeq names its product ribosomal protein S27a (gene RPS27A). The transcript has 5 exons. Gene Ontology annotation, biological process: protein ubiquitination; translation; modification-dependent protein catabolic process. Gene Ontology annotation, cellular component: cytoplasm; ribosome; nucleus. Gene Ontology annotation, molecular function: structural constituent of ribosome; ubiquitin protein ligase binding; protein tag activity. Lineage: Eukaryota; Metazoa; Chordata; Aves; Casuariiformes; Dromaiidae. Bases 155 to 625 code for a protein of 156 amino acids. The record is from RefSeq and is a predicted model, not a curated record.